AUGGACCCAAAGUAUAAUCCAGAUACAGCUAAAAUUUAUCAUUUUCGUUAUAUGAGGGAGUACCGUGCUGUGGCCGUCCUAUGGGGAUUAUUGUCUAUCAUAUGGUGUAUUCUGAAUAUUGUGGCAUUUGUACAGCCUCAAUGGAUCGGAGAUAGUCCAACAAGUCCAGGAUAUGGUCAUCUUGGACUUUAUCAAUAUUGUUAUCCUGAUAAUGCCCGAGCUAUAUAUGUAUGCAGUGGAACAUUUGCAGAUUUCGCCACCAUUCUUAAUGAUUCAUUUAAGGCGUGCACAUUUUUCGUUGGAGUUUCAGCCCUACUGAUGUUGAUUGUUGUAGCUGCUCUUCUCUUAUUUUUCUGUUUCAAGAAAACUGCUGUGUUUAUAUUUUGUGGUAUUUUACAAUUAAUAUCAGCUAUAUUCAUGUUUCUGGCCUGUGUUAUCUAUCCAAAUGGUUGGGAUCAUCCUGAAGUUGAGAAGAUUUGUGGUUCUGAUGCCAAUGAAUUCAGAUUGGGAGAAUGCCAAGUUCGAUGGGCCUAUAUCCUGGCUAUUCUAGGAAUAUUUGAUGCCUUAGUUUUAGCUGUAUUAGCAUUCUUCCUGGCUACUAAAAGAGCAAAGAUUGAAAUUUAUUCUACAACUGGAACUGUGACAAAAUGUAAGUAUAUUCUUAAAUCAGAAUCAUUAUAUUGA
This is a messenger RNA of Lottia gigantea (owl limpet), 684 nucleotides long. RefSeq lists its product as hypothetical. Gene Ontology annotation, cellular component: plasma membrane. The record is from RefSeq and is a predicted model, not a curated record. The transcript has 2 exons. Gene Ontology annotation, biological process: sensory perception of sound. NCBI's taxonomy places the organism in Eukaryota, Metazoa, Mollusca, Gastropoda, Lottiidae. The coding region runs from base 1 to 684 and encodes 227 amino acids.